Messenger RNA from Asparagus officinalis (garden asparagus), 980 nucleotides. RefSeq names its product cyclin-P4-1. The coding region runs from base 112 to 744 and encodes 210 amino acids. The record is from RefSeq and is a predicted model, not a curated record. Lineage: Eukaryota; Viridiplantae; Streptophyta; Magnoliopsida; Asparagales; Asparagaceae. The transcript is spliced from 2 exons. Gene Ontology annotation, molecular function: protein kinase binding. Gene Ontology annotation, biological process: regulation of cyclin-dependent protein serine/threonine kinase activity.
UCUCUCCUCUCUCUCCAAGCCAAAACCAAAACUAACCUCAGAAUUAAGUUUGUUCUUCUCUUCUCUUCUCUCAAGAGAAGAAAGAACAAACAAACAAAACAAACACAAAAAAUGAGCAAACUCAUUGAAGACCCCUAUGGAGUCCCAAGAAUAGUCUCCAUCCUCUCCUCCCUCCUCCAACGUGUCGCCGACCGCAACGACGCAACCCGACCCGGCCUGUUAAGGCCCACCACGGCUUGCUCAGCAUUCCAAGGCCUCUCAAAGCCUUCAAUAUCAGUGAGAGGAUACUUGGAGAGGAUAUUUCGGUAUGCCAAUUGUAGCCCGUCUUGUUAUGUGGUUGCUUAUAUUUACCUCGAUCGGUUUCUUCACCGGAAUCCGGCGGUCUCCAUUGAUUCCUUCAAUGUUCACCGGUUUAUUAUCACCAGCGUUCUUGCCGCGGUCAAGUUCAUGGAUGACAUAUACUACAACAACACCUAUUUUGCAAAAGUUGGAGGCAUAAGCUUGAUGGAGAUGAACUACUUGGAAGUGGACUUCCUGUUUGGAGUGGGAUUCGAGCUCAACGUAACUCCGGUUACAUUCAACUCCUACUGUUCUAUUCUACAGAAAGAAAUCUAUGCGUCAGAUUUGAGUCAAGCACCACCGAGAGCAAUUCUCUGCUCAUUGUCUGAGGAUGAGCCUAGCAGCUGCCAGCAGCAGCAGCAGCAAACUCAGCAGCUGGCCGUGAGAGAAGUGUUUGGUACUUAGUUUAGAGAUUGGUGUAGGAUUGUUAGAUAGUCAUUUCGUUUCUUGAAAUUUUUUUUCUUUUCUUCUUCAUUGGACUUUCAUUUUGAUUACUUUUUGGGGUUUUCUGUAUUUUUUUUUUUUAUUAAUGGUUGGUGGUGUGUACAGAUUGGGACUUUUGUUGCUUGAAACGGUGUGGACAUGUUUUCUCAUCCACCGGGUGAGCUCUCAAAUGCCAGCAUUAUUCUCUUUGCUUGUCA